Apis laboriosa (Himalayan honeybee) is the source of this 1243-nucleotide messenger RNA. Its product is annotated as cyclin-dependent kinase 2-interacting protein-like. The record is from RefSeq and is a predicted model, not a curated record. The coding region runs from base 150 to 761 and encodes 203 amino acids. Lineage: Eukaryota; Metazoa; Arthropoda; Insecta; Hymenoptera; Apidae. The transcript has 5 exons.
UUUAUCUUUUAUAUUUAUAUUUACUUGAGUAAUAAUUAUAUACAAAUAUUCUUUGUACUAUAUAAGGUUUUCAUAUUUACAAUUACAUAUGUAUAAAUUAAUCGAUUGAACGAACAAGUUUAUUGUUACAUUCUAAUUAAUUAAUAUAAAUGUUUAUAAUUGUGAUGGAUUGUGCUAAAAAAGUGUGUCACAUACAGAUGAAAAAUAAAGAACAAUUUUCUCCUGUUAAUAAACUUUCACAUGCAAAAUCAACACAAGGAAGAAAUUUAACAGGUUCUGCUCGGCAUAUACGAGAUUUAAUUGCAGAUAUUCAUAAAAAUAUACAAAUAUGGAAUACACUUCAUUUAGAAGGAAUAAUAUUACUCAAGAAUAUAAUUCAAAUAAAACAGAAUGACUCUUAUUCUGAAAUUUUGCAAGAACAAUGUGAUAAAUUAGAAAAUAUUUGUGAUUCAUUGAAUACUAUUGUAGAAAAUCUUGCUCAAAUCACACAACAUAUAAAAAUAACGGCAUCUUUAGAAACUAAUAUGAACAAGUUAUUUAUAACAUGGCCUAAUUUAAAAUUUGGAGAAAUUGCACAAUCAAUAUAUGAUGCAUAUUCUCGUGAAUUAAAAGUAAAGCUUAAAGUUUUAGAAAAUAUAGCACAUUAUUAUACAGACUCAUGGAAAAUGUUGUUUCUUGCUAGUUGGGUACAUCAACCACUAUUACCACAUAAUUUAACAACAUUCUUGGAAUCAAUGUUAAUAGAGAGUGGACAUAGGUAAUAAAUUAUUAUUGAUAUAAAUUUUGGUAAGUGUUCUAUUUCAAAAACAAUUCAGUGUUUACAAUGAUUACUUUUUUGUAUUAUAUCAUAAGUUAUAACUAUGAAAUAAAACAAAGAUUAACAGAAUGAUCAUUUAUUUGUGGCUUUUCAAAUACCAUUUGUAUAAUUUCACAAAAUCAAAAUGAAAUUGAAAUAUAUUUGAAUUAUAAAAUUCUGUUUACAAUUGGUACCUGAGAUCACAAAGAAUUAAUAUGAAUAUAGACAAGUAUAAACAUAUUAUGUUUGUUUGAAAAUGCAGAUUCUAGAAAGUGUAUCUUAAAGAUACAAGGAACUAAACCUGCAAAAUUAAUGCAUUUUAUGAUUAGUUACAAUUAUUCUAAUAUUACUAGUGCCAUUAACAUUUAAUUAUAUCAAUAACUUCUUACAUAUGUAUAAUACAUAUUUACAGAUAAAUACAAAAUUAAUAAUUUCCACUGUACAUAA